Molecule: messenger RNA, 1149 nt
Organism: Adineta ricciae
Lineage: Eukaryota; Metazoa; Rotifera; Eurotatoria; Adinetida; Adinetidae
Source: the annotation of a GenBank genome assembly
AUGGAACAUCUUUCCGAGUGUGUUUACAUACAUACUAUUCGAAUAACAUACACACAUUUACUUAUUGACGACGAAACUUGUCUAAUGGGAAGUUUUGGAUGGGAUAAUCAAUGUUACUUACAAUAUCAUAAUGGCCGACCGUUGUCCGUUGCGUUGACAGAACCAUGCAACUGUCAGUUUUCCAACUUCGUCGACAGUGAUUUUGCCAUACAGAAGCCACAUGCUCGAAGUCACUCAUCAGGUCGACGAUUCAAACGCGAAUCAUACAGUAUAUAUCAACCGAACGUUCAAUACACGAAUUUUGUCUAUUCACCGCCGUUACCGCGCCGACAGAUCAUCCGCAGUAGAUCAGGAGAUUUACUCGUUGAAAAACUAGAAACAGUAACAAUCGAAGAAGAGCAAUGUCGACCUAUUCAUACUGGGGUUGCGUAUGUGCGUUCACCAUCACCUCUUGUUCGACAAGUUAAAAUACGUUCUCGACCUUCAUCGUGUUAUGAUCUAAAUAACAGAGAAUCAACAGACGGCCGAUGUACAAAAUAUGUUGAUGAACAUCGAGAAGAACAUUUUGAAUUCAACUAUAGUUUUAAUCGACCCAAUGAUCGUACUGUACCAAUUCAACGCGAUCCAACACCUCCACCACCACCACCCCGAAAGAUUCAACAGAGUGAAACAGUAACAACAGAAAACUUUAAUUUCAAAAUAACAGCUCAGCCAGCUCUUCGACCUUCUACAAGAAGUGUUGGAACAACAACAAAAGAUCUUAGACCAUUGAGCAGAUCAGAAACACAAGUGAUUGAACGAUUCGAAAAAGACGAAAAGAUACGACGUGAUUCAAUGACAGAAACCAGUACGAUGGUCGUUACAGCCGAACAACCCAGCCAACGUUCUCGUUAUGUAUCUCAGUUGGAUACUCGAAAUGAUCGGACUUUUUCAACAUUUGGCCCAACAACGUCCAAAUCGUACAAUGCAUUAAAUCAUUAUUCCAAUUAUCGACAAGAUAGAGACGAUUUCGUCACUCGGUACACAGCGGGAUCCCGUGAAGCUGUUUGUGACACAUACGACGUUAUCGCGCCUCCCACCCCCUCAUACACAUCAACCAUUCCGAUAACAUACGAAGCGAGUUCCAAGUCUCGAUACCAUUUUGAUUAA